AUGGAUCCUUGUCCUUUUAUCCGUCUCACGAUCGGAAAUCUAGCUCUGAAAGUUCCUUUAGCGGCGAAAACGACGAGCUCCGUCGUGCAUCCCUCGUCUUCUCCUUGUUUCUGUAAAAUCAAACUCAAAAACUUCCCACCUCAAACCGCUGCAAUCCCGUACAUUCCUCUUGAAACCACUCAGUUCCCGGAGAUCCAAACCCUAGCCGCCACGUUUCACCUCAGCAACUCCGAUAUUGAACGAUUAGCUUCCAGAUCCAUCUUUACCUCUAAGCCAUGUCUUAAGAUCUUAAUCUACACGGGAAGAGCCGGCGCUGCGUGCGGUGUUCACUCCGGUCGUCUCUUGGCGAAAGUCUCCGUGCCGUUGGAUCUCGCCGGUACGCAAUCGAAGCCGUGCGUUUUCCACAACGGCUGGAUAUCCGUCGGGAAAGGAGCCGGGAAAUCGUCGUCGUCGGCUCAGUUUCACCUGAAUGUGAAAGCGGAGCCUGAUCCUAGGUUCGUUUUCCAGUUCGACGGCGAACCUGAAUGUAGUCCUCAAGUGGUUCAGAUUCAAGGGAAUAUCCGACAACCGGUCUUCACAUGCAAAUUCAGUUGCCGGACCACCGGCGAUCGCACCAUGAGAUCAAGAUCGUUGCCGCCUGAAACUAGUGUUCCACGGAGCUGGCUAAACUCGUUUGGAAGCGAGAGAGAACGACCCGGAAAAGAGCGAAAAGGAUGGUCCAUAACGGUCCACAAUUUGUCCGGUUCGCCGGUAGCGAUGGCUUCAAUCGUCACUCCAUUCGUUGCAUCUCCGGGAACAGAUCGUGUAAGCCGAUCAAACCCCGGUUCUUGGCUCAUCCUACGCCCCGGAGAUGGCACCUGGAAACCAUGGGGCCGACUCGAGGCGUGGCGAGAACGCGGCGGAGCUACGGAUGGACUCGGUUACAGAUUCGAACUCAUCCCGGAUGGAUCAAGCGGCGCAGGAAUCGUUCUUGCGGAAUCAACCAUAAGUUCUCACAGAGGUGGGAAGUUCUCAAUCGAGUUAGGAUCAUCGCCAACAAGUAAUGUCAACAGAACAAGAAGUCGUCGCGGCGGGAGCGGCGGAAGCGGAGGAGGAGCAUCGCCGGUGAAUAGUCCGAGAGGAGGAAGCGGGGAUUAUGGUUACGGAUUGUGGCCGUGGAGCGUGUACAAAGGGUUUGUAAUGUCAGCGAGUGUGGAAGGUGAAGGGAAAUGUAGUAAGCCUUGUGUAGAGGUAAGUGUGCAACACGUUAGCUGUAUGGAAGACGCGGCAGCUUACGUGGCGCUUUCUGCAGCCAUUGAUCUUAGUAUGGAUGCUUGCAGGUUGUUUAAUCAGCGGAUGAGGAAAGAGCUUUGCCAACAUAGUGAAUCACUCAGCUGA
Messenger RNA from Arabis nemorensis, 1377 nucleotides. The record is from the annotation of a GenBank genome assembly. Lineage: Eukaryota; Viridiplantae; Streptophyta; Magnoliopsida; Brassicales; Brassicaceae.